Solanum dulcamara is the source of this 624-nucleotide messenger RNA. Its product is annotated as 40S ribosomal protein S16-like. The record is from RefSeq and is a predicted model, not a curated record. Lineage: Eukaryota; Viridiplantae; Streptophyta; Magnoliopsida; Solanales; Solanaceae. Gene Ontology annotation, molecular function: RNA binding; structural constituent of ribosome. The coding region runs from base 69 to 512 and encodes 147 amino acids. The transcript has a single exon. Gene Ontology annotation, biological process: maturation of SSU-rRNA from tricistronic rRNA transcript (SSU-rRNA, 5.8S rRNA, LSU-rRNA); translation. Gene Ontology annotation, cellular component: ribosome; cytosolic small ribosomal subunit.
CCUUAAAAACCUCCAGAAUUAGGGUUAGGUUUCUCCCAUUUCAGUAGAAGCAAAACAAGCAGAAGAACAUGGAGGCGGCAGCGGCAACGGCGGAAUCUGUCCAAUGCUUCGGGCGGAAGAAGACGGCUGUAGCAGUAACCCACUGCAAACGUGGUAAAGGGUUGAUCAAGAUCAACGGUGUACCUAUCGAGCUUGUGCAACCAGAGAUUCUCAGGUACAAGGCUUAUGAACCUAUUUUACUGUUAGGACGACACCGUUUUGCUGGUGUAGACAUGCGGAUCCGUGUCAAAGGUGGAGGUCACACCUCACAAAUCUAUGCUAUCCGUCAGUCUAUUGCGAAAGCACUUGUUGCGUUUUACCAGAAGUAUGUGGAUGAGCAGUCGAAGAAGGAGAUUAAGGAUAUACUUGUACGAUACGAUAGGACUUUGCUUGUUGCUGAUCCUAGACGAUGUGAGCCUAAGAAGUUUGGUGGUCGUGGUGCUCGUUCUAGGUUCCAGAAAUCUUACCGUUGAUUUCUUUUUAUUGCUGAUGUUGCUCCUUUAAUGCCUAUGGUUUUGAACUUUUUGAAUUGUUUUGUGUUUUGGAUUUUAAAGUUUAGUGAUUGCAAUAUGACUUGUUAAAUUA